This is a messenger RNA of Solea senegalensis (Senegalese sole), 3797 nucleotides long. RefSeq names its product HHIP-like 1 (gene hhipl1). The coding region runs from base 104 to 2530 and encodes 808 amino acids. The transcript has 9 exons. NCBI's taxonomy places the organism in Eukaryota, Metazoa, Chordata, Actinopteri, Pleuronectiformes, Soleidae. Gene Ontology annotation, cellular component: membrane. The record is from RefSeq and is a predicted model, not a curated record.
CUACCACGUCAGAGAAACGAUCAAAGUGCACACAGGAAGAAGAACAAGACGCGUCUGCAUUGCCCCUGUCCUCCAUGGUCUCCUCUUCUGCGCGCUCGGCAUAAUGCAUAUUAAUCACCUCAGAUCCCCGCGCGUUUCGUGGCUCUCGCCCACUCGUGUCGUGUGUUUUUAUGUUCUUGUGUUGUGGGUCGCACCUGUGUUGCUUCAUCCGCAGUGUUUGGAUUUUCGACCUCCCUUUCGGCCGCUUAGGGAACUGGAAUUCUGCGUCAUGUAUAAGGAGUUUGGCUGCUGUGAUUAUGAGAAAGACCAGGAACUGAUGGCCAAGUUUUAUAACGUUAUGGAUAACUUUGAUUAUUAUGGAUAUGCAAAAUGUGCGGGCUCCGUGAUGGAGCUGCUGUGCCAGGAGUGUUCUCCAUAUGCAGCUCAUCUCUUUGACGCCGAGGAUCCCAGCACCCCUGUCCGGACCAUUCCCGGCCUCUGUCAGGACUAUUGCUUUGAAUUUUGGACUAAGUGCAAUGCUGCCAUUCCUCUCCUGUCUGACAACCCACACAUACUCAAAAUCAAAGAAAAUCAAACUAAUUUUUGUCGACGCAUGGAGCUAGAUGAUGUGGACUACUGCUACCCACACCUCCUCAGCAACCAGGGGCUCACCCAGAAUCUGGGCCGGCUUCAGUCUGACUCAGAAGGCUGUCUCCAACUGUGCCUGGAAGAAGUGGCCAAUGAUCUGCGGAACCCUCUAGCCAUGGUCCAUGCCAAUGACGGCACACAUCGGUUCUUUGUGGCAGAACAGGUGGGCUUGGUAUGGACCUACCUACCAGAUCGAUCCAAACUGCAGAAACCAUUUUUGAACAUUACCAAAGCAGUGUUAACAUCACCAUGGGAGGGUGACGAGAGGGGCUUUCUCGGACUCACCUUUCACCCCAGGUACAAAUACAAUGGGAAGUUGUAUGUGUACUACUCAGUGGAAGUGGGCUUUGAUGAGAGGAUCAGGAUCAGUGAGUUCCACGUAUCCGCCAAUGACAUGAAUGUGGUGGAUCACACCUCGGAGAGGGUAAUUCUGGAGAUUGAUGAACCGGCAUCAAACCACAAUGGAGGGCAACUGCUCUUUGCAGAUGAUGGUUACCUGUACAUUUUCACAGGUGAUGGUGGGAUGGCAGGAGACCCGUUUGGGAAAUAUGGGAACGCCCAGAACAAGUCGUCUCUCCUAGGUAAAGUUCUUCGUAUUGAUGUGGAUGACAAUGAGAGGGGCCCAUUGUACAGAAUCCCUCCAGAUAAUCCCUUCAUACACAAGCGAGGAGCUCGACCUGAGGUCUAUGCUUACGGUGUCCGCAACAUGUGGAGGUGUUCCGUGGACAGGGGCGACCCUCAUACCAAAGAGGGAAAAGGACGCAUCUUCUGUGGGGACGUAGGUCAGAACAAGUUUGAGGAGAUCGACAUCAUCGAGAAAGGUCGGAACUACGGCUGGAGAGCUAAAGAGGGCUUCUCCUGCUAUGACAAGAAGCUGUGUGCCAACAGCUCACUUGAUGAUGUCCUGCCUAUUUAUGCAUAUCCACACAAGAUGGGCAAGUCAGUGACUGGUGGUUAUGUGUACCGAGGCUGUGAAUACCCCAACCUGAAUGGCAUGUAUAUAUUUGGAGACUUCAUGAGUGGGCGUUUGAUGAGUCUACAGGAGGACAGAAACACAGGCUGGUGGAAAUACAACGAGAUCUGUAUGGGGAUGGGCCUGACCUGUGCCUUCCCUGGACUCAUUAACAACUAUCACCAGUACAUCAUCUCCUUUGCUGAAGAUGAAGCUGGUGAGCUGUAUUUCAUGUCGACUGGAAUACCAAGCGCUACGUCACCAUCAGGAGUCGUUUAUAAAGUGGCGGAUCCCUCCAGGCGUGCUCCACCAAGACAGUGUCACUAUGAUCCUCUUCCUGUGAGAGUGAAAAGUAAUCUCAUCAAGUUUGUUCCACAGGAAAUGCUGAUUGGAGUUGAGCCACUGAACAAAAACAUACCGGAGCCACAACCCACAGAAUCACAUGACUGGCACCAAGAGCUCAUUGACCAUUUAGCUGAACCAGAACUAGACCUGGCCAUGUCUAUACCAACCACUGCAACCACCAGACCACCCAGACAUUCACAACGGAAAGAUCGGCGUAGGAAGGAAAAAUCUAGAGCAAAGAGUACACCAGAGCUUCGGAGUGGAAAGGUGAGGCUAGUUGGAGACGAACAGGGUCGUCACGACCGCGGGCGAGUGGAGAUUUUCAUUAACGGGGAGUGGGGCACUGUGUGUGACGACCUGUGGUCCAUCGAGAACGCUGCAGUGGUUUGUCGGCAGCUGGGAUUCCACUAUGCCCGGAAAGCAGCCAAGAACUCUGAGUUUGGUGAGGGGAAGGAUCUGAGAAUUCUUCUGGAUGAUGUUCAGUGUGAAGGUACAGAGUCCAGCCUGCUCGAGUGCAAACAUGCUGGCGUUGGGACUCAUAACUGUGCCCACAAUGAAGAUGCUGGAGUGAUCUGUGGCAACUCGGACUACGUUAUAGAAGUAUGACAACCACAAAGUCAGAGCUCAUUAUGAUUAACUGAAGCUACAUUCACACUGCAUGUUUUCAACAGUGUGGGUUUAUUAGAAUGUUUGUCCUAAUGGUAGCAACUUCCUCUCUACAGUUUCUUUGAUGGAUCAAUUUUUUUGUGGUUUGGUGAUCUCCCAAGUGUGUUCCCGUAAAGAUUUUGGUAAGAAUCUACCCAGUGAUGAUGUCACAAAAAGUAUCAAACAUUUUAGAAAUUCCAAUCUCUUAUAAUGGGCAAAACUGUAAAAAUAAAAAAAUCAUUGAUUUGGUAUGUGUAUGCAAGAUCAGAUACUAAGAGUAAAUUUCUUCUGGGUGUGAUCCAGAUCACAGAUUUGGUAUCAAUUUAGAUUUUACAACAGAGGUCCCAUAAAAAGUUCAGACGUGUAUAUCUCAGUGACAGCUUAACAGACCAGGAUUGAUUUUGUCAUGUGUAUGUAAAAUGCCAAUAGCUAUAGGUAAAGAUAUAGGUAAAGUUCUCUCUUUGUAAGAGAGCAGAUUACGUUUGAUUCAGAGCUGAUGCUUGUCUGGAUGCAGAUUGUUAUUCUUCAAAAAUGCCAUUUUCAAAUGAAAAUAUAGCUGUAUGGAUUUAGUUUAACAAUGCUGUUCCACAAUUGGAAUUCACUGAUUGAUCAAACGUUGACUGUAUUCAAGCUUUUCCUUCACUUAUCUAUUUUACUUUUCUUUUUUCUCAUGUGAACAAGAUAAAAAAUCUUUACAUGAGAGUUUAUUUUUAAUAUGUCAUUACCAUUUACCAUUUGAAUGUUUAAUUUGAAUGUGUGUGUACUCCUCAGUGUAAUGUUAAAAUAAGAUUAGAGACAAAGUGCCUUUUCCCCAAUGUUUAAUGUUGACUCAUAGCUUCAUCCUGAGGUUUUUUUAAAAAAACAGCAAAGCAAUAGAUUUUGUUCAUACCAUGUAUAAUUUCAACACUGGGUUUGCACCUGAAAAAAGUGUGAGUGGAUGAAUUCAAGGCACACUUAACCCAAGCAACAUAUCCCAUAAGGUUCACGCUCAAAAAAAAACUUGUUGAGUGGAUGCCAUAGCACAAAAUCCUUGAAAAAAAACGAAGAAAUCAAGUGAAACAAUAUGCAUACAAUGUAAGAUGCAAACUAAAAACUAAAGCACUAUCGUUCUUUUGUGUCUUAUUUUCAGUGUUAAUUUUUGUGAAUAAUAAAAAAUAAAGCAAUGCAAUUGUGAGUAAAAUGAUGUAAUCUUUGGGAACCACUGCUCUACAAAUAUAAUAAAAAGACU